AUGUCCAGUCUACAGAAAUCAGUCUUGUCUUAUGAUUAUUAUGAUGAACGAUUCCAUUUCUGUACACCUGAAGGAGGAGCCAAGAAACAAGCAGAAAGCCUUGGUUCUGUUCUAUUUGGUGACCGUAUCUUUACUUCCCCUUUCAAGUUGUCUUUGGGCAAUAAUGAAAAGGACAAAGUGUUGUGUACUUCUACCACGAUUCCCAAGAAAGAUGCAGACUUUAUUAAUGAGUGUAUCAAAAAUGACUAUGCUCUCAACUGGGUAGUGGAUGGUCUUCCUGCUGCUCAUCUCAGUAACGAUGAACGUACCAAUGAGCAGUAUUACAGUAUUGGAUUCGCAUUGGGUUCAAACAAGGCAGUACCUGAACUUAAUAACCAUUACGAUAUCACGAUUGAAUACCAUCACAGAGAAGAUGGUAAAUAUCGUGUCGUGGGUGUGUUGGUCUCUCCUGUCAGUCGUGCUCAAACAGUGAAUGAAAGAGGUGUACCUGUUGUUACAGGUGAACCUCUUGUGCUCAAGGGAAAUGAACGAGUCGUCUAUACUUAUAGUGUCAAUUGGCAGCUUUCUUCUAAGGCUUGGGCUACACGUUGGGAUAAUUAUCUUCAUGUCUUGGACCCUUCUAUUCACUGGUUCUCUCUUGUGAAUUCAAUUGUGAUAGUCUUGUUCUUGACAGGUAUGGUAGCCAUGAUCUUGAUUCGUACUCUUCAUAAAGACAUUUCUCGCUAUAAUGCGGUGGAUGCUCAAGAAGAUGUGCAAGAAGAUUAUGGUUGGAAAUUAGUUCAUGGUGAUGUCUUUAGACCUCCUCAACGUCCCAUGUUCUUGUCUGUCUUGGUAGGCAGUGGUGCACAAAUUGUAGCCAUGACAGGCUUAACUUUAGUAUUUGCUGCUCUUGGUUUCUUGUCUCCUUCCAACCGAGGUGCAUUAGGCACUGUGAUGAUUAUUUUCUUUAUGGUAUUUAGUUGCAUUGCAGGCUUUGUAUCUGCUCGUAUCUACAAGAUGAAUGGUGGUGAGAACUGGAAGAUGAACAUUGGUUUAACUGCUGGUCUUGUGCCUGGUGUCAUUAUGAGUUCUUUGUUUGCCAUGAACUUCUUCUUGAUCUAUUCCCAAUCUUCUGGUGCUGUUCCCUUUGGCACUGCCUUUUCUCUUUUGGCCUUAUGGACCUUGAUUGCUUUACCUUUGAGUGUAGCUGGUUCUUACUUUGGUUUCCGUCAACCUCGUAUUGACCAUCCUGUCCGUACAAACCAAAUCCCUCGUCAAAUCCCUGAUCAACCUACUUAUUUGCGUAGUCUUCCUUCUAUCUUGAUGGGUGGUAUUUUACCCUUUGGUGCAGUGUUUAUCGAGGUCUACUUUAUCUUUAAUUCGAUCUGGUUCCAUCGUAUCUAUUACGGUAUUGGAUUCUUAUUCAUGGUGUUUGUGGUUCUUAUCUUGACUUGUUCUCAAGUGACGAUUUUGAUGUGUUAUUUCCAUCUAUGCAGUGAAGACUAUCAUUGGUCAUGGCGCUCUUUCUUGACUUCGGGUGCUACUGGUUUUUAUGUGUUUUUGUAUUCCGUCUUGUAUUAUUUUACAAAGUUGGAUAUCAAUUCAUUCACAAGUACAGUUCUCUAUUUUGGUUAUUCUUCUCUUUUGAGUCUUUUGAUCUCUAUCUUUACUGGUUCUGUAGGUUAUAUUUCUUGUCUUUAUUUCUUGCAAAAGAUUUUUGCUAGUAUCAAGGUUGAUUAA
This is a messenger RNA of Gilbertella persicaria, 1719 nucleotides long. RefSeq lists its product as uncharacterized. NCBI's taxonomy places the organism in Eukaryota, Fungi, Mucoromycota, Mucoromycetes, Mucorales, Choanephoraceae. Bases 1 to 1719 code for a protein of 572 amino acids. The transcript is spliced from 4 exons. The record is from RefSeq and is a predicted model, not a curated record. Gene Ontology annotation, cellular component: membrane. Gene Ontology annotation, biological process: vacuolar transport; protein localization to membrane.